Bombus pyrosoma is the source of this 1706-nucleotide messenger RNA. RefSeq lists its product as uncharacterized. The record is from RefSeq and is a predicted model, not a curated record. The coding region runs from base 142 to 1467 and encodes 441 amino acids. NCBI's taxonomy places the organism in Eukaryota, Metazoa, Arthropoda, Insecta, Hymenoptera, Apidae. The transcript is spliced from 7 exons.
GACUGUUUGAAUUGAGCUACGUAACCAAUUUACAUUUGCUCGCUUGAUUUGUACUGUGAUGUAGUGUAUAAUUAUCUGCAAUAGCUUUGUACGUGGCUUUCAGCGUGUUUGCCAAGUAAAUAAAUCGAAACUGUUCUUAAAAUGUCAGAGUAUUCCACGGAUUCGCUAGAGGAUGCUAAAGAAAUCUCGUCAAGGAAUCAGAGUUCUUUACACGGAAAGUGUAAAAGUGGAUCUAACCUAAAGCCAACUAAAAUCUAUAUCGGAUCUAAUGAAACUACGCCGAAUACCCACAAAGACACCGGGACAGCCAGCGGUAGGAAUGCAAUAAUUGCGAACAGAGGACUCGUAGACGCGUCCAAGCGACAACGCCCGGCGUCUUCGAGGAACGAAAAGCGAGACGUCGCGGAUCGGCUUAAGAGAAACAACACGGACAAUUCAAGACGAGGAGACGGCGUCAACAAGGGAGUCAAUGCAAGGUGUACCAAGCGUUUCUCCAAGACGUUUACAACGAAACGAAGUUGUUGUCCGAAGGAUAUACCGAUGGUUAUGAAGACGGACAAAAAGCUCGGAAACGUGCUCGCCCCGAAGGUUCAGCAGGCGAGGAAACCAUGCUCCUAUUUGGAGCUUUAUCGUCGGAGAUUCAGUGGACCACAAUACAAGGUUCGAUCCCCAGAGGGUUCCACCUUGUCGGUCUGCGGCGACAGCGAACGAGAGGAGCUCAGUGACGACGAUACACGUUCAUUGGCAACCCCUAGGGACGAUCAAAGCGAACUGAGUUUUUAUCGGCGUAUAAUCGAGGGAUCUGCCGAUCCUACGGCCCUUGCCAACCGAUCCACUAAAACUGUGCGUGGAUCAGCGUUCCAAGACACGAACACUAUCUUCUGUAGCUCGAAAAUGGCUAAACACAACACGUCUGACGAUAAAUCGAAGACUCUCGGCUACAGGCCGUAUACCAUCGAGGAGUACAAGACUCUGUCGAUACCGAAGCUCGAUCGAUCUCUUGGGCCCGAUAAAGUUGAGAUGCAAGCGAAGAGAGAGUGGCUGAUGCGGCGAAGGUCAUACGGGAACUCAGUUAGCGCGCGAAAUCGCCAACGGAUACUGCUACGAGCGCACAGGAUCAAGACCAAGGAUACUACCGCUGAAAAAUGUUUCCUGCCUUUGAAGGAUCAGCAGAUCGAUGCAAAGAUACAGGAUGAUUCGAUGUCUUCGGCGAUAUUCGAGGAUCAAGAAAUUGCGCAAAAAGAUAGUGAUAUAGAUGGCGACAGGUAUUCAAAGAAGAACCGCGACGUUUGCAAGAAACCGUCAUCAAGGAGGUCGUGUAAGAAAUUCGAACGAACGUCGAGUUUCUGUUCGUCGUUAAAUUCGCACGACAUCAUUGAAGAUUCAUAUUUGGAAUCCCUAAGGCAACGUCAUCUUUACGAGAAGGAAAUGGUAGACCGUAUUAUAAACCAAACACUGUGCUCCUAACUAUAGGGAACACAACAUUGUGAAUAAUUUAGUUCCUCUUCCGAGAAAUUGUGAAUACGAGAUGUAUUGAAAUUGAAAAAUUUCACAUAAGCGUAUCUUUUCUUUAACUCAUUUAAUAGGAUGAAUGCCAGACCAUGGCAAGCAAUUUAACAAGGCUGAGAUAAUUGGAAUGGUAGAUAGAAAAGAAUUGGAAAGUAGAUACUAAUAAAUGAUAAAAGAGAUAAUUUUCUUUUUAUAAA